Messenger RNA from Zerene cesonia (dogface butterfly), 4838 nucleotides. It is a transcript of the gene stum, whose product is annotated as protein stum. The transcript is spliced from 11 exons. Gene Ontology annotation, biological process: proprioception; taxis; sensory perception of mechanical stimulus. Gene Ontology annotation, cellular component: sensory dendrite. The coding region runs from base 425 to 4381 and encodes 1318 amino acids. The record is from RefSeq and is a predicted model, not a curated record. Lineage: Eukaryota; Metazoa; Arthropoda; Insecta; Lepidoptera; Pieridae.
UUACCUUCUUACAAACCAUGUCGCCUUAGAAACUAAGUGCAAAACAAAAAUAAACAAAUCUAUCGCUUUAUCCAAAAAUAUAAGUGGAAUAAUGCAUUUCACACCGUUUCCGAAUUUAAAAUCGUAUCAAGUGGCGGUGCUUAAAUAUGAUCCAAUUAAAAUAUAACCUCAUUCACGUUUUAAAAUGUUUGACAGUUCCAAUUAAGCACACAAAAUGACGUCAGUGACGUUUUUUCGCGCCAAAAAAUCAAUCAUGGCGGCGAUAUUUCCGGUCGUUUUUUAUCUAUUCAAAAUCAAAAUGAAAUGACGAAACUGAAUUGUGUUUUGGCGAAAAUGUGAACUAGUGACUAGAAUUUUGGUACUGUGAUUUAUAACUGAGUGUUUGUGAUGUGUACUGGCUGUGGAUAUUUAUAAAAAACGGAAAAUGGCGCUAAAGCUGAAAUACACAGACGAGCACGGGAUCCUGCACAUAGACAUGUCGCCCGCGCACAGCCCAGAAAAGGACAUAACAGAUCCGAAAUUCGACACAAUCAACCACCGCUUCGGCCAGUACGACCUUUUCGGCGCGAAAUACGGGGAGGGGGAGGCCCACUCUCUCUUCAGAAGCCGCUACAACAGUCUCGAAGAGGAACUAGCUAACACGCCGUACGCAUUCGCCACGGAGCGCUCGCUGCGAGCCAGCGACCCUAUAUUGGACAUAACGAUUGAUUCGAUCGACAAAGACGAUCUGUUCGGCCCGAAAAUCGACUCGGCGUUCACUGUGACGCAGCUGGUGCACGCGCAGGACAGAUACUUCGACCUGUCCAAUCGGAAUUUCGAAGUGAAAAGUGCGCCGAAUUCGGCGAGGGUCAAAGUCAGUGUUGGUGAUGCGUUCCAGGUUAUUUCCAGGGAUGUGAGCGAGCCUGCUUCUUUGCCAACGGUGCCUAUAUCAAAGAGGAAGCGAGAGAAAUCCUUCGCGAUAAUAGCUGAUCCUCCCACAUCGCGCCCGGCCAGUCCUCGCUCGCUCCCUGUUGAGAUCAAACCUGAGAGAGUCUCGCCCUUCAAAGGUCGAGGCUUUCGUGAAGAAACAUCACGGCACAAUACGCCAAAAACCUCUGCUGCCAACUCAAGGGCUUGUUCCCCACCAAGAAGAAGAACCAACUCCUCAUCGAAGACAGAGAAGAUGGCGCAGACUGCGACGUUGCUCCCACAACCCCUGCCAAAUCGACCACAUUCCCCACGAAAUUUUUUAAAAGAAAACAUGGCAGAAAUUAGAGAAAUUAGUGAGAUAAAUAGAGAAAAACAUGAAGCAGAAGCAGAGAAAAAGAGAAAAGAAGAGGAGAUUGCGCUACUUAAAGAAAUGGGACUAAUAGACAAAAAAGGUGAAGUGAAAAGUGUUGUAAAUUCUAGAACAAAUUCAAGAAGUAAUUCACCGAGCAAAAUUAAUUUUAGAUCAAGAUCGAAUUCACCGUCUGCGAUUUUAUGUGUUGAAAGUGUGAGAGGAAGUUCAGAGUUAUUAAAUGGUGAUAGUACGAAACCUGUUUACAGAUCUAGAGUGAGAUCAAUAUCUAGAUCACAACCAGAAUCUAAAAAUGGUUCCCCAAAGCAUUCAAAAAUACCCAAACGACAAAAUUCUGUUUCUCCUUCCAGAAGUAGGGCAAUGAAACCAGUAAGCAAUAACUUAAAUAAGAAUCAAAGAUUUAUAUCAAAUAGUACGAGUAGUAUACAUGAAACUAUUAGAAUUGGCAGUCAAAUUCAUGAUAAAAGAGCGAUACAAAGUACUCAAAACUUGAACAUUGCCCCAUCUCUUAUUAAAGGUAAACCACCAAUUUCACCCGCCAAAAAUGGCCCACCUCCAUCAAACAAAUUAAUAAACGCUAAACGCUUAUCUCCUAUAGUCGGUACGCCAAGUAAAAGCCCCAUAGACGACCCUAAGCCUGGUUCCGCUAAACCACCUACAAAGACUUCUGCUAUACAAAAGAAACCCGUAAAAACAACUGGAAACACACCUGCGACGUCUAGAUUAACUUCUAGACAGACAAGCAGAACUACCAGCAGAGAUCCAAGUCCAGAUAAACGGGUGACGAAUAAAAGUGAAAAUAAACCUAAUCUUCCAAAGCCCAUUACUAAAUCUGCUUCUGACAAGGCGGCAACAAAACCUGGUCCAAAUAAAACUGAGCCAAAAAAGCCUGUCAGUAGAACAAAUAGUGUUAAAAACUUAUCAAGGACACCAAGUACAAAAAACUUAAAUGACAAGCCACCCCUACAGAAAACUAAUAGCAAAAAAGAUCUAAGUGAUAAAUCAAAAUCGACUAACAAAAUAAACGUCAUUGGUACUACAAGUAGUAGAAAAACGGCACGCAGUGACGACAAGAAUAAAAAAGAAAUAUCAAAAAGUAGCAAAGAUAGUGUAGAUAUUGUAAAAAACAAAAAUGGGGAUGAAGUAACAACCCAGGAUAAUGAGACCCAGUAUGAUAAAAUGUUAAAUGAAAAUGGUGAACUCGUUAUCUUGACAAAGAAAAACGUAGUGUCUAUGACGACAGCUGCAAUAACAUCUCAGCCUUUAGAAGUAGUGGCUACUGUUACCAAUCAAUUGCCAGCAGCUCUUGAAAAGGCUCGAGAAAAAGGUAUGUUUGAAAGACUCAGCUCCAAAGAUUCUUUGAUUGUAAAAGAAGAAGAAAAGGAAACUUCCGAAAUAAAAGAAACAGUCGAAUCGAAAAUGGAAAAAGAAGAAAAACGCCCACCAAGGCAUAAAAAUUCUGAGAAAACAUUAUUUACAGAAGAUAAUGUUAAACUGAAGUUAUUACAUCCUCCUUAUAAUAACCCUCAAUUAGAACGAGUAAAACAAAAAAUAGAAGAAAUUUUAAAGGAGCCUGAAAUCUCUACAGAAAAUAUAUUGUCGUCUGCAGGUAAAGUAAGGGAACAUAAAGAGAUUAUAAAACAAGUUGAAGACACAAUAAAAGCAGAUGUAGAAGAAGUGAAGGAUGAAGCUUCAAUCAAAAUAACAGAAGUGAAAGAUCAAGUAAUGAAACAAGCGGACGAAACAUCUGCAGAAAUUCGUUCUGAAGUUACAAAAAUUGUUGACAGUAUAAUAACACCAGUUGGGGAACCUAAGGAUACACUAAAAGCUAAUGUUAAAGAAAGUAUUGAGCCCCUAGUGAAAGUUGUGAGUGAAAAGAAACAGGAGAUAAAGAGUGACAUAGAAAAAGUCAACGAGACCUUAGUCAAAGGAGAACCAGAUUUAGAAGUGCAAAAUUCAAAUUUGCCUGCACAUGCUGAUAAAAUAACAAUACACGUGAAGAAGGCAGACGAGCUUUCUGAUAAAUCUGCACACAGCAAUGGCGGAUUCCCUCAGAGCACAAGUACAACGCCAAAACCACCGGCCAGAGCGCACCGUCAGCCGAAAGAAGAUAAACAACCAGAAGACGAAACAGAUAAUCAAAAUGAACCAGAGAAAAAACCAAACAUAUGCGCCCGAUUGGUGGGAAAAUGCAAAGCGUGCUGUUCUUGUUGCGCAAAGCAAGAUGCCGAAGGAGAAAGCGAGAUGGACGAUGGGAAAAAGAAGUUUUGGAGUUCCAUGAAUUGUAUGAAAAAGAAGGUUCCAGAAGGUGAAGUUGAACGCGCGGCGGGAAAAACGGCGACAAUAGAAUUCGAGACGGAAACGAAACGCAAGCGCAAGCUGCGCGACAUCCUCUGCGGAUGUUGCCAGCGACGUCGUGUCGCCGACGUGUCGGAGCCGGCGCGUCGCAUGGACGCGUCGUCGCCGGUCGCGUCGUCGCAGGUCGUAACUGAGACCGGGUGCUGCGGAAAGAAAAGGGAGUUUGAGAGGCGAGACAGUAUAUUAAGCGACCAGGCGCCUGCCACAUGCUGCAACAACCGCCUCUGCCGAUGGAUCCGUGGGGCCUGCAGGCGGAACACAGAACCUCCUUCCAGCAGACGGACCAGCUUAUUCUCGAAGAACAAGAGCCUGUCACCCACUUUGCCGCCAGAGGACACUAGAACAAAGCUAGACGCCUCGCUGGUGGAACACACGAGCGUGAUGCGCGGUGCCAUCCCUGUCUUACCCCCGGUGCUGGCGUAUUUCUGUCUCGUUUGCAACGUUGUUGUACCAGGAUUGGGUACACUUAUCAGCGGAAUGUUCUGCCUGUGCUUCGGGAUCCCGCGGUUCGGAGUGCACGACGGAGCCAAACAUAGAAUUGGUUCGUUCGUAAUAAACCUGGUGGUUGCGUGCAGUCAGCUGUUCACGGUGCUGUUCUGUCUCGUGGGGUGGGGCUGGUCCAUCUGGUGGGGGGUCAUCAUGGUCAAGAUAGCACGUAAAUACAAGAAGCUGAAAGCAGAAGAGGCGGCUGCGGAAGCGGAAGCCGCACCACCUGUCACCGCCAACAACCACACACGAGCUUAGAAUAUCCUAUACCGGUUUUGAUAUGACUUUGUCGUCACCGAUCAAACAAUUUUGUGAUUUUUCUUGAAUCGCCUUUUUCAUUGGACGACUGUAAAUUACUAGAGAUUGAUUUAAUAGGAAAUGUGUAGAAUGAUAUGGAUGCUGUUAGAAUGUGCAAUAUAUUUAUGGGUACUUAUAGACCUAACCUUAUCAUGUUAACAAAUAAACAACUAAUUAUUAAAAUAAAGUUACAUCGACAUGUACCAAUGAGCUUUUAGCAAUUUUCUCGAUUGAUGUGAACGACCAAUUGUAUUGACUCAUACUUUGAUAAUGAGUAAAAUUCAUGGAUUUACAAUUUUCCAGCGCUAUGUAAUAGUAUAUAUAAAAAUUAAACAACAAUAUGUUUAAUGUGUAUGUAAGUAAAUGCCUACUGCUACGAUAUUGUAGCAUCUUUUAACAUUAUUUAACUAAAAGUAUU